AUUAGCAGGAGCACUCAGCCUGCACAGCUGGGGCUUUGAUGCCUUGCUCACUAUUGCUUCCCACUCAGAUUUCCAUUCAUUCCGAGUUGGUAUCCAGCCCAAAGCCCUGGCUUCCCCCUGAGACCCUCAGCGUGUCUACAGGACUCCAGUUUAGUAUUCACUGGAAGAGCUGCACUGAUGCUCCCUCGCUAGACCUACAGGCUGCUGGUUGGAGCCAUAAGGGAACGGGAGGAAGAAUUAGCCUGUGUGUUUAUGUGGCUGUGCUCCAGUAAAUAUUUUGAUGCAUCUGCUGCCAGCUGUGGUCUGAGGGAAUCUACCUAGCAUUUAAAUUUUGAUGGGGAGCUGUUUUGAAUAAUAACAGUGCAGCCGGCUGUGAGUCAGUGCAUGUGUGUUGACUUAAAAAAAACCCUCAAAGCUUAACGCUUGCUGAAUGCCGAGCUGCAGUGCUUUGCUUUUUCCCUCCUCCUUCCUUCUUUUCUUUCUUGUCUGGACUUCCUCCGUUUUGUUUUGUUCUUGGGGGCAUUUCACAUAGAUUUUGUUCACUGUCAGUGGAGGGGUGGGGUAAGAGGAAUAAAAAAAAAAUCCCAGCUGAAAUAAAUCCUCCCCAAAAACUCACGAGUAGCUUUUGCAAUGGGUGCUGUCAUGGGUACAUUCUCUUCUCUACAAACGAAACAAAGAAGACCAUCGAAAGGACUUUAUGUUGUACUUAAAUACUGCUGGUAAAACAAAGGCCUGGAGAAAUAGUUGUAACAGGGCUAGAUCCACACCUCUACAAGUGCUCUCUCACGCUGGUAAGUCUGGAUUGGUCUGUUUGAACUGUGCAGUUUGGGAAUGUAAGUGAACAAAGUAAGCCUUCUUCAAGCUGUCCCAGCCUGUUAACAAGAUAAAAUUGAAGAUGAAUUAGAAAUGACUACAGUGUGCCAUAGACCCGAGGGACUGGAACAGCUUGAAGCACAAACCAAUUUCACUAAAAGAGAACUUCAAGUUCUUUACAGAGGAUUUAAAAAUGAAUGUCCUAGUGGUGUUGUUAAUGAAGAAACAUUCAAACAGAUCUAUGCACAGUUUUUUCCUCAUGGAGAUGCCAGCAUGUAUGCACAUUACCUCUUCAAUGCCUUCGACACUGCACAGAAUGGCUCAGUGAAGUUCGAGGACUUUGUGAUGGCAUUGUCCAUUCUGCUACGGGGAACUGUUCACGAAAAGCUGAGAUGGACAUUUAAUCUGUAUGACAUAAAUAAGGAUGGCUAUAUAAACAAGGAGGAAAUGAUGGAUAUCGUAAAGGCAAUUUAUGAUAUGAUGGGGAAAUACACAUAUCCAGUGCUCAAGGAAGAUGCACCAAGGCAGCAUGUAGAAGUGUUUUUCCAGAAGAUGGAUAAAAACAAAGAUGGAGUUGUAACUUUAGAUGAGUUUAUUGAAUCAUGUCAGGAGGACGACAAUAUCAUGCGAUCCUUACAGCUCUUUGAGAAUGUCAUGUAACCAGACGAGCACUGGAGGAGUCUGAGACUUCCUGUGUGACAAAGAUCUCCUUUCUGGGUGAAAGCUUUUUACAACUGAGCCAUGUCCAGUGUGUGAGGAUUUUGUAUGACAUCUCCAACCAAAUGGCAACCGAAUGCAACCGAUCCCACCUCUUCUCCCCAGGAGAUGCCGGUGGACCUUUGUUUCGUUUUGGAAGCAUGUGAAUAUUUUAAUAAAUCCCGACAAGAGAGAACUGCUGCUCGAAGUUCAAUGAGUAAUACAGAGCAUUGUUUGCUAGGCACAAGUCCUGCUUCUAAUCUAGCAAGCUUAAUUCCCUAUGAUAGCACACGUUGAUAGCUAUUCAGCCAUCUAUUGCAAGUGACAGCUCAGUCCAUACCUCCGUUCAGCACAAUGUUUUAUGGAUGCCUUGCCAUUAAUCUGCUUUGACAAAACUCCAAUCUGCCAGGGCAGUCUGUGAAAAAAUGAACAGUCAAUGUAUCCAGGACAUUAAACAGACAGCCCAUGUAGCCACUAUCCCCAUUUCUGUAGAGAUCCCGCUUAUCCUCUCACAUGCACUGGUGCCACCACGCUGAGUUUGGUGGAGUUCUGCCUGAACCCAUUAACCGGGUGGUCUUCAUGCCAGGGUGAGCCAGAAAGGAGCAAAACAUGUUGCACAAAUUAAUAUCAAAGUACAAAACAAAUCCUGUUCAGCAAUGGUCAGUUCCCAAGAGACCAGGCAGGUGGAUAAGGGCUGGUACAGAGGGAUGGUACAGGCCUGCUCUGGUCCCAGCUGCCUGUUGAGUCCCAGGGACACCAGGUGAUUCUCCACUGUGCAUCUCAGCAGCACCAUGGCCAUGUGCUCUGGUCCUUUUGCUGUAAUUUGGUACAUGCUUCCUAGAUUCAUCAUUACCAUAAGGUCUUGCUCCUUUUAUGGAUUUAUUUAGGCUUUAUUGCUUUACUUAGUGAAGAACAGGGCCCAAAGAUGCAGCUGUGUUUCAACAUACAGAACUUGGCAUCCACAAAGUGCCCAGCACAUUUGAUUGGGAGCUCUUGAAUUGUUAUUAGCCUUGGAAUCAGCUGCCAGGCCCAUAUUUUUUCCUACGUGGCAGUAGCAUGCCUUGUACAAGCCCCAUUUCCUCACUAAUGCCAGGUAGAGUGUUGGAUUAGGGGUUUGGUUUUUUAAUUAAUAAAACAGAAAAACUCGUGUAGUGAAUUUACACCAAGGUUGGAUGGUUUGUCAGCUGGGGAACAUGUCAGAGCCUUCUCUGCAGAAGCCUCUUAGGAAAGCUGACUCACCAGAGUGCCAUUGCCAUCUCCAGGUAGACAGUGGCUGAGGAACAAAGGGAAGGAGGCAACAGCCAGCUUUUCCAGCUGUUCAAACCACACAGAUGGGACAGUCCCUGCAUAGUGCUACAUCACUCCCAUCCAGUAAGCAUCUAUUUUUAUUGUAUCACAUACUAUAUUACAGACAAACUGUUAGCAGUGAAGAUAUAUUUUAAAAAUUAUGUAAGUGGAAGCUUUUUAUAAUACAGAAUAUAUAGAAUGACUCAGUUCUGUAGCCCUAAUUUUAUAAAAAUUUCAUCUGUUCAAGCAUUCCUGAUUAUAGAAGUAGGUCUGAUCAGUCCUAGUAUAAUGAUAAUGCCAAUUCCCCAAGAUGGGGCAUUUUCCCUUUUUACUGUGCUCCUCCAUACACUUCUAUGUAGCCUUAACUUUAUUUCUUUAAGUUAACCCCUUGUCAUCAAAAGUGCCAUUCAAGUGCAGUAUCAUGUCUGCAGGGAUGACACCUUAGUCCAUCUUAUUUCUUGGCUUUCAUGCAGAUACCAUUAAUGAAUUCCUCCCAGCAGUGAACCAGAGCACAGCAGCUCCAGUGAGGGGCUGGGGUUUGCAGGAGGGAGGCCACCCUGUGGGAGUACCUUGUCCUCCAGUUGUUGGGCAUCGUCAUUUAGGCUUUAUUUAAUAGGCACUUGGUAAAGACAUCAGUUGUAGCUGAAACAACACACAAGUUUACACUGUUCCUUCUUAAGUCUUCUUGCAAUCACUUUAGCAAAUGACAGAAUUUAAUAUAAUUUCAAGGUUUUCCCUCCCACCAAAAGAACAUCUGUCUUUUAUUCUAAGCAGUUCACUUCAGCAGAGGGAGAAGUGGUCAUGACAAUGGAAAAGAAGGAUUUGAAUGAGGCUAGCACAGUGCCUUUUUCCUCUAAUAGUCUUGCUUCAAGGGUGCUCAUGAGAUGGCACAUACAGACAGAAAUGUUUGGAAUGUGCCCUUUUCAAAAGAAAAUGUUAUUAGUUGCAUGAUGCCAUAGUCCCUGAAGCUAAAAUAAUUUCUGGAGUUACUGUGAUGAAUUUGGUCUCAGCUAUGUUUCCUGGCCCUGCUGGCAGCAGUUCUGUGUGGGCUGCCUUUGUCACCAGGGCUGUCACUGCUUUCUCUUGAGUGUGGCUCCAGUUCAGCAGCAAACAGGCGGUGUCACUGUCAGUGCAUGCUGAAAUCAGGGUACCAGGACUGACCCUGCACUUCUGGCAUCUCCUUUGCUGCUCCACUGUGCCUGCCAGGAACAAUGAGGGUGCAUCAGGUAGAGAGGGAGAUGCUGAGAGCCAUGCUGAGUCUGCCCUUAGAGAAUAACAAGCUUUGAGUUGGAUCCCACAGGGGUCAGACCUCUCCCACACACCCCUGAUGUUCAGCCCUGGGUUGAGCUCUGUGCUUCACCUGAAGUCCACAGUAGCUGAGACAGGUGGACUUGCAAAGUGUCACCCACAGCUGUGUUUUCCCAGAGCUCAGAUUGCAGAAUCUGUCUGUGGCAGAGUCCUUGCCAUUGCAAACCCAAUUAUUACCCUUGUGUUUGUCCCUGAUCCCACUGUUACAGCCAGAGGCUGGGAUGCACCAAUGCAUAGAAGGCCUCUGGGUUUUCCAUCAGCAGCAUCUGUCCAUGGCGGAUGUUCUCCAGCCGGCAGGUGACAAACAUCAGUGACUGUGAGAGAGCCACUCUCUGCAUGGAAAUGGCUUUGGGUUUGUUUUUCAUGUUUUCUGUGAAUGUUACUCUACUGUAAACUUGCCAAGCCUCUGCUUGCUCAUAAAUGGGGCUUGCAAUAUUUAUGACAAACACUACUAGAGAUUUCUAAAUAAAACACACUAUGCUACUCCAGUCUCCCGCCCUCAUCAAUCCUCCUGCCAGUAGGCAGAAGGCAGUUCCUGUUACAGUCAGAUUCUCUGUCAGUGCUAUCAACUGUGCACAUUUCCUCCAAGUCGUGAAUGUUUAAAUAAUGUUUCAAUCAGGACUCUGACUGUUUCACUAGUUACAAACAUUAGUCUGCAUCUUCAUGCCAGCAUUUUUUAUAGAAAGCCUUUCUAAUAUGCAUUUUAGGUAACAAUCUGCUGACAAAUAGGAAUGUGAUUAAUGAUAAUGCAAAAAAAAAAAGAAAAAAAGAAAAAAAAAAAGUACUGUGCCUGUUCUGUGGCUGUUUGUUUUCCUGUUCCUCUGAAUGCAAUGCAAUAUUGUGAGUAAUCAUGAGCCAAGCUAAAAGCUUGAGACACAAAUACCCUGAGGUUCAGGCAUUGUGGGCAGUGGCAUUUCCUGACUGCAGUAUGUGUUGAGAACAAACACCCUUGUGUCCAUGGGUCACCUCUGAUGAGAUGGUAGCAGCAGUGUGUCAAACUUUUUUCUUCUUCAUGGAAGUGCCGUGAAAGACCUAAGGAAAUGUGCAAAUAAUGUAAAUUGUGAUAACUAAAGCCAUGUUAAUGGAUCAGCCAUGUAUAGCUUCACUGUUACAAAUGCUGUUCUCCAAUGGCAAUUUGUACUCAAUUUUGUGGAAUGGUUUUAAAAAUGUUGGUUCUAAUAAUAAAAAGAAAAUACCUGUAGAGGGUGUCCUUUCUUAAACCCAAUAUGUAUUUUUUCUCAAGGGACACUGUCAGGUUAAAAAUUUGCAAUGAAGCUUUCAAAAGUGAGACUCAAACAUGUAUCCACGUGCAUAGGGGCUAUGAAACCGAACUGUGCUGUGAGCUAACACAUGUCAAUGAUUUAUUUGUAUCACUGAUUCAGGGGUUCUCUGAUAUUUGAUGUGGUUACAUACACUGAACUCAUAGUUUGGCACUUGUGUAAAGUUCAGAAACGUUCUUCUACCUGCAUCACUGAUGGUAACUUGGGGUAGUAAAAAUUGAAAACUUAGAGGCAUGUCUUUUCCCUUCUGCAGUUCUGCUUAAGUAUAAGCAGGAAAACAGACAACUGAGUUGAAAAAAAAUGCAAACACUAUUUUAUGUUAUAGAUAAUAAAAAUAACCCAAAACCUCACAGUGUCCCUUUUGGUUUGGUUUAUUGUAAACAUCCAUUCUGACAUGUGGAGGAAUGCAGAAGUGAUUUUGCCAGACUAUAUAUAUGUGUGUACAUAUAUAUAUGUAUGUUUGCUAAACUCCAUUUUGUAGGGUAUAAUCUGUCUACCCAUACAUCCCAGGAAAAAGAACAUUCAUCCAUGGAGAAAUAUGAAAAUAAAGGUGUCUGUGUGAAACA
Molecule: messenger RNA, 5950 nt
Organism: Corvus hawaiiensis (hawaiian crow)
Lineage: Eukaryota; Metazoa; Chordata; Aves; Passeriformes; Corvidae
Gene: KCNIP1
Product: potassium voltage-gated channel interacting protein 1
Exons: 10
Coding region: 907-1473 (188 amino acids)
Biological process (GO): regulation of potassium ion transmembrane transport
Cellular component (GO): voltage-gated potassium channel complex
Molecular function (GO): calcium ion binding; transmembrane transporter binding; potassium channel regulator activity
Source: RefSeq, a predicted model, not a curated record